AUCUUUUGCACUUAACUUUGCUCCAGUUCAAACAUGGCCGUCAAGUUUGGCAACGAUAAGGGGGGUCGAUAAUUUUAACAAAUUCUUUUUAUAAGCAAGUUUUACACGGAUAUUUUAACUACAUGGAGACUUACAGGGUUUUAAAGAAACAUUUUGUUGUGAAAUAGUGUAUUUAUACUAUCUGGAAAGAUUUGAAUUAUACCAGGUAAACAUAGAAUAAUUGCUAACGAUUGCAAGAGGAAAAUUGACCUAUUCGGCUAUCUCGAAAGGAAAGUGAUAGCUUUAUUGAAGAAUGGCCGAUGAAAAUGAUAUUAUUGGGAGUGCUUCCGAGUUCAUUAAAGAUCGACUAUAUUUUGCUACAUUAAGAACGAAGCCAAGGUCUACAGCACACACCCAUUAUUUCUGUGUAGACGAUGAGCUUGUGUAUGAAAAUUUUUAUGCAGAUUUUGGACCAUUGAAUUUGGCACAACUGUACAGAUAUUGUUGUAAACUGAAUAAAAAGCUAAAGUCUUUUUCACUUGCAAAGAAGAGGAUCAUUCACUACACAAGUUUUGAUGCUAGGAAGCGAGCUAAUGCUGCAUUUCUCAUUUCAGCAUAUGCAAUAAUAUAUUUGAAGAAAACCCCAGAGGAAGCUUAUCGACCAUUAGUAGCUGGUUCAAAUCCCCCGUUUCUUCCAUUUAGGGAUGCAUCAUUUGGGGCCUGUUCCUACAAUCUAACAUUACUAGACUGUUUGCAUGGACUCAGUAAGGCAUUGGCUAAUGGUUUCUUCAAUUUUGAAACAUUUGAUGUGGAUGAAUAUGAGCAUUAUGAGAGAGUUGAAAAUGGGGACCUUAAUUGGAUCAUUCCUCAUAAAAUGGUGGCUUUUAGUGGGCCCCAUGUCAAGAGCAAAAUGGAGGAUGGGUACCCACUGCAUGCUCCAGAAGCAUACUUCCCAUACUUCAGGAAGCAUAACGUGACCACAAUUGUGAGGUUAAAUAAGAAGAUUUACGAUGCCAGGCGGUUCACAGAUGCAGGCUUUGAUCACUAUGACCUAUUUUUUAUUGACGGGAGUACACCUAGUGAUAAUAUAGUCAGGCAGUUCAUAGAAUUAUCUGAAAAUGCAGAAGGUGCUGUUGCUGUACAUUGUAAAGCUGGUCUAGGACGUACAGGAACUUUAAUAGCUUGUUACAUGAUGAAGCAUUACAAAUUCACUGCUGCAGAGUGUAUAGCAUGGUGCAGAAUUUGUCGGCCGGGCUCCAUAAUAGGGCCUCAGCAAAACUUCUUGGAGGAGAAGCAGUCACUAAUGUGGAUGCAGGGAGACCUUUACAGGGCCCGCAACAAGGAUGACAAACGACGAGAAAGACACCACAGUGUCUCCAAGAUUCUGACCACAAUGGACGAUAUGCGCAUUCAAGAUGCCAUAGAGUUAGAAAACUAUCGGUCAGACGAAAAUGAUGAUUACUUGUAUAGUGGUCCCAUUACGAGAGGCAGCAUGAUAGAAACUCAGGGCGACAAACUAAAUCAGAUGAAGCUGCUACGGCAACACCACUCUCGGUCUGCGACCACUGGAGCAUUAGGGCAUGAAGAUGGGAAAGGUCACAAAAGGUCGACCACCCAAGUCUACAGGACAAGCGGUACCAAAAGUGCUCACUCUUCAGCGGCUCCCAUGUCUCCACUUAAAGCCUCCAAAGUUAGCACCGUCAUUAACAACCAUGCCUCCUCAGUCAAGCGGAGUACCAGGCAUGGUACAGGCUCAUCCAGUGCCAAAAGAAAAUACCACUCGCAUACAUAUAAUCUGAGGAAAGCCUUGGCUGCUAGCUCAAGCCGAUAUGAUGACUACAUAGAUAAUAGGCCAUACAACAAGGAUCAUUAUAAAAGCAACCUGUACAAAACUUCUGAUGUCUUGGCUUCCACUGGCAGCGAUUGGCCCUACAAAUUUCGCUCCUCUACAAUCAGUCCCUCAUACUCGAAGUACUAAAGCAGCCGUUAUACGAUGACGCCUUGUUGGAUUCUGAAUGUUCAUCUAUCUGUGAUAAACAUUUUCUUUGUGUCUAUGCAGGCCUGGAAAAACAAGGGGAAGUAGUCAUUUCAGUAACUAAAGCCUGUUGCUGAUUUUUUCUUAAUAACUGGAGCAACGUGAUAGGAAAAGGAUUUUUACGUAACAGAUGAAUGGAGAAUUUGUCAAAUUUGUACAUAAUGAAUUAUUUAUUGCCUGAUUCAAUAUGUCACCUGUUAUUGGAGUUUUGCACUGUACAAUAUGCUUUAUUGAUUGCAUUUGAAAAAAUAAGUCAGUACUAUUUCUGUUCUUAAAGAUCAUUUUGCUGAAUGUGAUUUUACUGUGAAAAUACACCAUUAUUAACCACUGUUAGAGGCAAUACAUUUCAUCAAAUGUAAAAAUCUCAUUGUUAUGAAGUGAAACAUUAUUGUAACGUACCAGUAUUUGUUUGACAGAUGUUUUACUAAAGUCAAAAUUCUUUGAUCUUUUAAUUCCUCAUCUGACAACACCACUCUUUUUGGUGUUUCUGUUAAUGUUUUUUAAUGGUAUUUGGUGUUGAGAUUGUUUUUAAAGCCAGUAGAUAAGAUAUGUUUUGCAAAGAAAAUACCUCCGAAGACUAAGUCUUUCUAAAUUGGAGUGUAAUUAGCACCGUGUGUUGGUUGAUAUCUGGUAGUGCUGUUUUAAUUUAUUGUUGUUGAUAAUUUAUAAAAAAGGGGAAUUAAAAAACACCACUGAAAUUUUUUAUUAAAAAUGUUGAAGCAAAAAUUUACUCAGAUUUCUUUUUUUUAUGAUAAAAAAAAAAUAAAAUGUAUAUUUAUAUUUAUCUUACUGCUAUGCCAUUAAUUAGUACAUGUAUUUGUUUUUACUUUUUUUUAACAGAAAGUGUGUUUGCAUGAAAUCAAACUUUUCUCCUUUUUCCUUCUUUUUAUAAAGAACAUAAAUAUUUCAAUCAUCAGAGAUGACCUAUAUAUAGAUUUCCAUUUUACAUUUAUAUUGUAUAUGCCUAUUUUUAUACCCCUCUUUAGAAUUUUAUAUAUUUUAGGUUUACAACCACUUUGGCAGAUUUGUUUUUUGUGAAGGUUGAAAAUGGUCUUUCCUAUACAAAGGCCAUUUGUAAUGAGAUGCAUGAGUUUAUAGUCACAGUGUCUGCACUCUGCUCUUUGUGGUUUUUAGUUGACCCUUUUUUGCACCCUUGCUUAAACAUUAGAUGAUAUAGAAAUUAAAACUAUUUUUACAUUGUUGAGAAUACAUGUAGUUUCAUUUCAGCAUUCUACUUCUGACAGCUAGUCAAUAGGCAUCUUGGUUGUAACUAUGUGGUGCAGUUGUGUUAACAUGGCUGAGCCAAAAACUGACAUGAUUCAUUAAAUAAAACCUUCUUCAUUUUUUCCCCUCUCGUUUCAUUGAAAUUUUGAAUAGAAACCCAAGUGUAAAAAGUCAUCGAAUUCAUCUUUUUCCAAGCCAUGUGUACACGGUAUGUUAUAUUUUGUUGUUACACAGAAUGGGUUAUAUUUAUGUAUUCCUCAUGUUUUUUUUCUGUGUUCAGUUGUAAACUAUUUGUUGAUUUUAAUUUUUGUAGAAAACAAAAUAAGUAGACCACCAUUUCUAACCUUUUCUCAACAUUUUUAAGAUAAUAUCUGUAAAAAGAAUUACUAUUUUGAAACUGAAUAUUAACUGUGACUAAAAUUUCUGUCAGUCUGUAUGUCAGUCUCGCUUCAAGAUGAUGCACCCGUAAUUAAUCUAAAUAAUUAUAAAAAUCAUAUUUAUGCUGUAAAUAAUACAGAAAAAAUUAAAUAUAUUAUAGUUUCAAUGAAGAAGUAUUUUAUACAACCAUUGUUUUAGUUAUAUGAAAAAAAAAAAAAUGAACAAUGAAUAAAACACUUCUAUCUA
Saccostrea echinata is the source of this 3862-nucleotide messenger RNA. Its product is annotated as dual specificity protein phosphatase CDC14A-like. NCBI's taxonomy places the organism in Eukaryota, Metazoa, Mollusca, Bivalvia, Ostreida, Ostreidae. Bases 293 to 1957 code for a protein of 554 amino acids. The transcript has 16 exons. Gene Ontology annotation, cellular component: mitotic spindle; nucleolus; spindle pole. Gene Ontology annotation, biological process: regulation of exit from mitosis; positive regulation of cytokinesis; cilium assembly. Gene Ontology annotation, molecular function: protein tyrosine/serine/threonine phosphatase activity; protein serine/threonine phosphatase activity. The record is from RefSeq and is a predicted model, not a curated record.